UAAUUAAUCAUUCAUUUAUGUUUUAUAGAUCAGUUAUAAGCCAAGAACAAUGUUUGUCUUCUUCUACAGCAUAACACUUUUCACUGUUUGACCAUCUGGGCACCUGGAUCAAAAUCUAGUUAUAAACAGCUUACUAACAUUUAUAACUACAGACUUGAUAGGUGUGUAGAACAUUUAUAGGUGGCUGACUAUCUUUUGCUGAUGGUUUAUUAAAACCAAUAAAAAACCAUUAUUCUUUAUUAAUGUCUUACUAACAUUUAUUAGUCCAGGCUUGAUGGGCUGGAGGGGUUUUCCUGAUGAAGUUAAAUGCUACCAAAGAGGCAUGCUGGAGGAGGAUUUUCCACAACUUGGCAACCAAAAAUUGUUGCUAUCAAUGGGUUAUAGCUGAUCUGUAAAACAUUACAAAACUAUUUAACAAUUUAACCAUUAAUCACGUUUUAAAAAGCCAAUAUAAAUGGAGCCCUAUCAGCAAAUGGUGGAAUCAAAUGGAAAAACACAUGCAAGUACAUCAAAUUUGUAGGUUACUUUAACACAAUGUUUGAGUAAAAGUGAGCCUCUGGUUGUUUCUCACCACUGAAAUAUUCUUGGCAAUCUGGCAAUCAAAAUUAGGCUACAUUUGUCCCUAUUUAAUUGUGUUUUUAAUGUAUUCAGGAGUUUGAUGUUUGGCUCACAUUGUCCCAAACAUCACAUUUUGGUCCCUGUUUUUUAUCAUCUUGGUGGAGGUGAACAACACCACGCUCACCUUCACCACUUACUUGCCAGCUGUCCUGGCUCUUUUUUUACCAAAACUUGCCUCUCCCUCCGGCCAUUCAUCUUUUGUGACUCUUGUGAUUGAAAGCCCCCUCAGCGCGUCGCGUGCUGUGACAAUACGCAGAGCGUGUCUGGAAAGUCAGCAGCGUCGGACUGAACCAUUUAAAAAGGGUCCGGGGAGAUCCGUUGCACCAAGGGAUUUAACUCUCUCGGUUUAAAACGUACCUUUGUUAGAACAAAUACACUUUCAGAGAUUUGAAAAUGAUAAAAGCAAAAACAUGAAGUAAAUAUAAUAUGAAAUUCACCAGCAAAAGAAUAGAAAAAAAUAUCAAUAAAGCUCUUCCCCCUUCACAGAGAAAGUGGAGUUGACUGAAACAGAUGUCCCAAACGCUACUCUCACAUCAGACCAGCAGAGAAAGUCUGAACAACUGCGGCCGCUGCCGAGAGGAUGCUGUAGAGGAGCAGAAGACUCACCAUAAGGUAAAUACACAGGAUUUUCUGGAGGUUUACUACGUGAUAAAAAGGGGGAAACACCGGACAGAGAAGACGCAGCAACACGAGUCGGUUUCAACCAGGUAUUUGACUGGAAACUUGAGAGCAGAUAGUCAAGAUGACGGCCAUCGAGAGUAAAGAGGAGAUCAGUGACACUGACAGUGGAAUUAUCUUACACUCUGGACCAGACAGCCCCACGUCCCCAGUGAAGGAUCUGACCACCCACACCAGAGCCCUGAAGCUGAAGCACCAGUCUCUGGAGGAGCGUCUGGAGCUCUGCCUGCUGGAGCUGCGAAAGCUCUGCAUCAGAGAGGCAGAGCUGACUGGUACACUGCCCACAGACUAUCCUCUGAUGCCUGACGAGAAGCCACCUCGGGUCAGAAGGAGGAUUGGAGCUUCCUUCAAGCUGGACGAAGGUCUGAUCCAUCUGGAUAAACAGGAUUCAGAGUUGCAGGCGCUGGAAACUGACUUAGCUCUUCAGCAGCAGAUUUAUGAGGCAGCCCGCAAACUCUCCCUGGAGGAGAACCUGAGCAAACCACAGAAGAAGAGCCGACUCCAGCAGUGCAAGAGGGAGGAGAAGAAAGUGAAGGACCUGCAGGAGGCCGUGUUUCAGCACAGGAUCAAGAGUGAGUGCAACUCACCGUGCAUCAGCGUCUCAACCAGCCAAAACAAAGAUCUGUGCAUGUCUGAUGACAGCUCCCUGUCUGAUGUGGUGGCCCUGGAUGAUGAUGUGGACUCGCCCAGCCCCCUCUCUCCUCCUGUGUUGAUCACUUCCUAUUCAGACCCCCUCCAGCUGUCAGCCAAGACCCUGCAGUCGUCCCAGCAGUCAUCAAGUCAGCUCAGUGUGGAGUAUGAGCGCUCUCCCAUCCAGAACUCUCCAUGGAAGGAGUCCAGUCUGGACCAGCCAUACCAGAAGGCCUCAAAACCUCAGUCUGCUUGCAGCAGCAGGUCCAGUAGUCCAGCAGGAACCCAGGUAUCUGUGGAGAGCAGCAGGAUUCCUCUCUCUCAGUUUGUCAAGAACUCGGCCCUGCGCCACAACCACUCCACCAGCGCCCCCUCUACCCCAGAGCUGCACGUACGGCGUCAGUACUCCCAGUCCUUCAGACUUCCCAAAAAUAAGGCGUCUGCUGACAAGGAGCGCCUCAGCUCGGAGAGCAGUCGAGGGCGAGCCAGGCUGCCCCAGCGGCGCUGCGUGGCUGACUUCAUGGUGCGGUCUCCGGAGUACUCUCCCCUGCGUCUAUACCAGUCCAGCUCUGAGGACAGCAGCUCGGAGCACUCGUCCUCCUCCUACAUCAGCUCCCCAGGCAGGGACGGACCAACCGAGAUCCCAAAGCUCUGCCCGCCGCCUUACGGAUUCCACUUUGGAGCAAAAAAAGGAGUCUCCAGCUUCUCUGGCUCACACAAGAACAACAGCCAGUCUCAGCCCAGCCCUGGCUUCAUCAAGGCCGCAGUAGAAAAUGGCCCCCUCUCCCCUCAAGACCUGGACCUGGGAAAGUGCUUCCUGUCCUCCCCUCCUGUGGCAUGCAGCCCUCAGCAAAGACAGUGUCAGGAGGGAGCGUUGUCCCCGAGGAGAGUCCUAAAGCCCCCUCCGCCUUACACCAGGCUGGUGCGAACACCCUCGCUGAAGGAGUAUCCUAACCAUGCUAUUAGGCUGAUGCCCAGGGAGAUUGUGUCAGAGGAGCUGAAGUCCUGGCAUCAGAGGAAUCAGCUGCAGAAGUUGCGGCCGAGCUGCGUGGAUCAGCAGAGCUCAAUGAGCAUCAAAAGCCCCACUUCACCCCACCUGCCUCCAUUUACAGAGGGUUCGGGGAAUGUAAUUCUCCAGAGAGCUGCAGAUGGGACUCCACUCCAGUGGUUUGUGGCUGAAGAUGCUGAAAUUGUGAGCCAGGUGUAGCUGAGACCUCUGCUCCUUUGCAGUAUGCUCAGUAGGAUGUAUGCUAUUCCUUUCUAUUUAUCUCUGUAUUUAUUAAGUUUUUGGACUCUCUGUGAGAUUGUAUGUUGACGUGAUGCAGAAAACAUGGACCUAUUGGUACCCUGACAAGCACAUUUUCUCUUUCCUCUUUUAACUUAAAACUUAAGGUAAGGUGAUAUGCCAGUUUUAUUUAUUUUAAAUUGUUUUCUAAUAGACAGGCCUGAGGUGAACGGAAGUUCAUUCAAUUUCAUUAAUGUGUCAAAUGGAUCAUAAACUUGCUGUGGUUUCAAAAAAAUGCUUUGUGGCUGGCACACAUUUUGCACUGCAGUAGCAGUAGCAGUAGUUUUCAUAUAAGUCCUCCUAUUCCUAAUAUAAUUUCAACACCACGCUAUAUUUAUCUAUUAUUUAAAGUUUCCCUCUUGCAACAUAGAGACUUACUAAAAAGUUGAAAAUGCAUUUUUACAUAUAUAUAGUUAAAAUUUAACAUGAACAUGACGUGAAGUAAGCUGAAUCUUAACAUUUGCUAUUAACUCUUUAUAAUUAAUCACUGAUGCCUUUUAACAGUGGUUUGAUGAAUGUUUUCACUGCAGUUUGGUGUUUUGUUACUAACCAAGUGAUUGUAUCAGUUUUGAUAUUUUUUGUAUAUUUAUAAUAAAAAAAUG
Lates calcarifer (barramundi perch) is the source of this 3813-nucleotide messenger RNA. It is a transcript of the gene inavaa, whose product is annotated as innate immunity activator a. The coding region runs from base 1361 to 3133 and encodes 590 amino acids. The record is from RefSeq and is a predicted model, not a curated record. Lineage: Eukaryota; Metazoa; Chordata; Actinopteri; Centropomidae. The transcript has 10 exons. Gene Ontology annotation, biological process: positive regulation of protein ubiquitination; adherens junction maintenance.